ACAUGUGGCCAUUGGCUAAGUGAACAGCGACACCUCAUCGCCUCGCCCUCCUACCACGACAACUGGAACGUGCGAGCCUCAUCACCUCCCGACUCCCCUCCACGCCUUGGAAUGCUGCCUGCGCAGACGCUAACACACACGUUUCCCAUGGCAGCGUCCACGGCCUCGCGCAUCUUCACGCCCUUCCUCCACCGGCACCAGCGGCGCACGAAGGCAGUCGUGGUCGCAGCCGCGAGCCCGCCCGACGCCGAACCGACUCCUGCGACGGCGGACGGUGCAGGGCCGGGGAAGAAGAAGACGGUGGACACCAGGAUACACUGGUCCAACCCCGACGAAGGGUGGGUAGGAGGCAAGGCCAAGAAGGAAGGCGACGGCCGCGGCAGCAGCAAGAACGAGCCGUUGGGAGGGAGGUUCGCGGACCUCAUCAACAACGCGGCCGAGUCUCACUACCAGUUCCUUGGCAUAGCGCCAGAGGCGGACAUCGAGGAGAUCAAGACGGCGUACCGGCGGCUGUCCAAGGAGUACCACCCGGACACGACGACGCUGCCGCUCAAGGUGGCGUCGCAGAAGUUCAUCCGCCUGCGAGAGGUGUACAACGUGCUGAGCAAGGAGGAGACACGGCGGUUCUACGACUGGACACUGGCGCAGGAGGCCGAGAGCCGCCGCCUGCAGCAGCUCAGGUCCAGGCUCGAGGACCCAUACGAGCAGGACAUCAUCAACUACAAACCCGUGCCAGACAUGGUUGACCGCCUCGGCGGCAAGAACAUGAAGCUUAGCGAUCAGGCCAUGACUGCGCUCACCAUCGAUAUCGUUAUCAUCAUCAUCUCCAUCUGCUGCAUCAUCUAUGCUGUUUUCUUCAAGGAGCAGUACUGACAGCAGCAUACCAGCAACAGCAGCAAGGUUGCAGGAGUGUACCAUAGACAGAACAUUAUAGGUAAAUUAACUGAUAAUGCCCUAAGAUUGUCUUUUGGGAUGUUAUCAUGCACUGCAUCAUGUAAUGUCCAAUAGAAUAAGGUAGGAACGACGAUUAUUCAUGGUUUGUUGCCAACAAUCCUAUAUUUGCAUAAUCAAAUCAUAAUUCCAGUAUAAA
Molecule: messenger RNA, 1090 nt
Organism: Zea mays
Lineage: Eukaryota; Viridiplantae; Streptophyta; Magnoliopsida; Poales; Poaceae
Source: RefSeq, marked validated